GUAUCAAGAUGUACCAAGCUUCUUGUUGGGUGAAUCAAUGGGUGGAGCCAUUGCUUUGAAUAUUCACUUCAAACAACCUGCUGCAUGGAAUGGUGCUGCUCUUAUUGCACCUUUGUGCAAGCUUGCGGAGGAUAUGAUUCCACAUUGGUUGGUGAAGCAGAUGCUAAUUGGAGUAGCCAAAGUUCUUCCCAAAACUAAGUUAGUUCCACAAAAGGAAGAGGUUAAAGAUAAUAUAUUUAGAGAUGUGAACAAGAGAAAACUGGCACCCUAUAAUGUGUUACUCUACAAGGAUAAACCAAGACUGGGAACUGCAUUGGAACUGCUGAAAGCCACACAGGAGCUAGAACAGCGUCUGGAAGAAGUUUCUCUGCCGUUGUUGAUCAUGAAUGGAGAGGCUGAUAUAAUUACUGAUCCAUCAGCUAGUAAGGCUUUGUAUGAGAAAGCUAAAGUUAAGGACAAGAAACUCUGCCUCUAUAAGGAUGCUUUCCAUACUCUACUUGAGGGUGAACCUGAUGAAACUAUAUUUCACGUGCUUGGUGAUAUCAUAUCUUGGCUUGACGAGCAUAGCAGCAGAAAAAACAAAUAUUAAGCACCUUGGUAUAUUGGAUCGCCACAAAAGUAGACAUUAACUUCAGUUUAUGUGUUCAUGCUUUAU
Molecule: messenger RNA, 655 nt
Organism: Glycine soja
Lineage: Eukaryota; Viridiplantae; Streptophyta; Magnoliopsida; Fabales; Fabaceae
Product: caffeoylshikimate esterase-like
Exons: 4
Coding region: 38-589 (183 amino acids)
Cellular component (GO): membrane
Molecular function (GO): lipase activity
Source: RefSeq, a predicted model, not a curated record